GCAGCACCGAUUUAAAAAAUUUGUCCACCUUAUCGGGUCACACCAAACAGGGCACAGAAAAAAAAGUGAAAUGAAUAAUAGUUUCACAUCCGCCACUAAACUCCGAGACCAAAUCGUUGCAAAGAAGAAGAAACUCAAAGAACAGAGUUAGUGAGCCGUUUCUCUGAGGAAGCGUCUACGGUAGUAACGGUGAGGUUCUGUUAUCUUAACAUUCGUUUUUCAACCGUUCCUCGCGCCCCCGUGGAUGGGCCAGGCAGCUUCCACGGCCACCGUCGUUUGCCGUCGCGAAAGCGCUCAAGGCAACCGCUCCGUCAACGCCUCCAAGACCAGAUCCACCGCCUCGGUUACUCCGAUGGUUGGUUAUGGCGCCGGCGAGGACUACAACGGAAACCGUUGUGGCGAGGUUUUUACUGAUGGAAUCGCUGACUACAUCUCCGAUCUCCCGAACGAGUGCUUGGCUUCAGUGUUUCAGUUUCUCGGCUCCGCCGAUCGGAACCGCUGCUCACUCGUUUGUCGGCGGUGGCUUCAGAUCGAAGGACAGAGCCGUCACCGUCUUUCUCUGAACGCGCAAAUAGAGCUUUUGCCGGCAAUACCAUCGCUUUUUUCUCGCUUCGAUUCGGUGACAAAACUGGCGCUCAAGUGCGACCGCAGAUCCGUGAGCAUCAGAGACGAGGCGCUCGUGUUGAUCUCCGAGCGGUGCCCUAACCUCACACGUCUCAAGCUCCGUGCGUGCCGCGAACUCACCGACGCAGGCAUGGAGGCCUUCGCGAAGAACUGCAAGGGCUUGAAGAAGCUCUCGUGUGGAUCGUGCACCUUCGGAUCGAAAGGCAUGAACGCGGUUCUGGACAACUGCGCCGCGCUCGAGGAACUCUCCGUCAAGCGCCUCCGUGGAAUCACCGACGCAGCGGCGGCGGAGCCGAUCGGUCCCGGAGUCGCGGCGUCGUCGCUCAAAACCGUUUGCUUGAAGGAGCUGUACAAUGGACAGUGUUUCGGCACGUUGAUUCUAGGAGCGAAGAAUCUGAAAACCUUGAAGCUUUUUCGGUGCUCCGGCGAUUGGGACAGGCUCUUUCAGCUCAUGGCCGAUCGUGUAACGAACGUGGUUGAGGUCCACCUCGAGAGGCUUCAGAUUAGCGAUGUUGGAUUGCAAGCUAUUGCCAAUUAUUCGAGCUUGGAAAUUUUGCAUCUCGUUAAGACACUUGAAUGUUCUGAUAUUGGACUUGUUGCAAUUGCAGAACGAUGCAAGCUUCUAAGGAAGCUUCACAUUGAUGGGUGGAAAGCAAAUCGUAUUGGUGAUGAAGGGUUAAUAGCUGUUGCAAAGGGUUGCCCUAAUUUACUUGAACUAGUGCUUAUUGGGGUUAACCCCACUAAGUCAAGUUUGGAAAUGUUGGCGUCUAAUUGCCAGAAUCUUGAGCGGUUGGCUUUGUGUGGAAGUGAUACGGUUGGUGAUCCUGAGAUAUCUUGCAUUGCUGCAAAGUGUGUGGCUUUGAAGAAACUAUGCAUUAAGAGUUGUCCUGUUUCCGAUAAAGGGAUGGAAGCAUUGGCUAGUGGGUGUCCCAAUUUGGUUAAAGUGAAGGUUAAGAAGUGUAAGGCUGUUACCUCUGAGGGUGGAGAUUGGUUGAGGAGGACUAGGGGUUCAGUUGCUGUUAAUUUAGACACUGGCGAAACAGAGCUUCAGGAAGCGAGUGCUAGUGAUGGAGGGGCACAAGACAAUGGAUUGGAGUUUCCUCCAUUGCCUGCACAAAUAGCAGCAGCAUCUGCAUCGGCUAGUAUUGCGACAUCGAGCAGUACUGCUCGGUCUAGUUCAUUCAAGUCAAGAUUAGGACUUUUGUCUGGGAGGAGUUUAGUGGCUAGCACUUUGAGAAGAUGGUCGGGUGGUAGUACUAGUGCGCGCCAUGGUUAGGGACAAAGCUAAGGCAAACCUGAGUCGUUGACCAUUUUUCAUUGUUUUGUGUUGUAUCAUUGUUUUGUGUUGUACUAAAAUUUGAAAUUUAUGCCUUGUGAUGUUUAUUGCCCUUUGAAUUGAAUCUUCACCGUUGAAGUGACAAUCAUAUUUUUUCCCUCUUUAAUUGUCGUUGGUGCUCUACUUUGUUUGGUAGACUCACUUAUGUAUCCUCUCACUGAUCUGGCGGAUGUCAUUUCAUAUCAUAUACAUACAUGGAGGAUAAUACUACAUAUUAAAAAACUAGAAAUAUUAAAACUGCCACAUAUGAGACAUUGUUUGCUUGUUUGUACGUUUUAAACAGUCUAUAUCUCUUGAAUUUCUUUCUGUGAUUCAUAUUCACAUCACCUUAGCCUACUGCACAGUAUUGUAUCAACUUAACCUCGAUUCCUAGAUUUGAUUGAUUGGAAACUACCGCAUGUAAAGUUUCAUGUAGGCUAAAGAAGAGCUGGCUUUUAUGGUGCAAACUACAGUAUUUUGUGUUAGAUGUUUGAUAAUGAAUGCUCUGAUGUGCUUCAUUUUUUGUAUGCACAUUUGUUUAGUUUUUUUGUGCUGCAACUGGGGGUAUUCACUCUAAUCAGUGUAUGUAAGACUUCUGCAUGAGUUUGGCAGGAUUUGAUUUCAUUGGUAGCAGGCAGGUGACGUUUUAUUUGCAUCCGUUGUCUUUUUGGAAGACAAGGGCAAGUGAUACAAGCCCAAUUGUUUGUUGAUUUCAUUGAAAUUACUGAACUGCUAUUAUUCUUUGAUUUACCCUCUCUCUUCCUUCGAGUUUCCCCUCUUAAUUGCUGGAUAACAAUGCCAAUGCUAUUUGGGGUUGGAAAUUUCAAGGUACUUUGAUCUUAUAGUGUAAAGCUAACAGAAAAUAAGGAUUUUUUUUUUUCGGGUUCGUAUGUGUUGAAGGCUUCAUUUUCGUUUUGAGUUUUUGGGUUUUCAUGUUGAUAACAUUGCUAAAAUUGUGAGGAAAUUAUGUUGAUUUAUUUCUGAUUUGAGAGUUAUGUUGAUUUGUUUCA
Abrus precatorius (Indian licorice) is the source of this 2949-nucleotide messenger RNA. RefSeq names its product F-box protein At1g47056-like. The record is from RefSeq and is a predicted model, not a curated record. Gene Ontology annotation, biological process: SCF-dependent proteasomal ubiquitin-dependent protein catabolic process. Gene Ontology annotation, cellular component: SCF ubiquitin ligase complex. The coding region runs from base 245 to 1900 and encodes 551 amino acids. Gene Ontology annotation, molecular function: protein binding. Lineage: Eukaryota; Viridiplantae; Streptophyta; Magnoliopsida; Fabales; Fabaceae. The transcript has a single exon.